This is a messenger RNA of Salvia splendens (bonfire salvia), 902 nucleotides long. RefSeq lists its product as uncharacterized. The coding region runs from base 117 to 650 and encodes 177 amino acids. NCBI's taxonomy places the organism in Eukaryota, Viridiplantae, Streptophyta, Magnoliopsida, Lamiales, Lamiaceae. The transcript has 5 exons. The record is from RefSeq and is a predicted model, not a curated record.
GCUUGUUAAUGUUAAUCAUUUGCUCUCCAAAACUGAUUCUCGAUAUUUUGAAACUCAUUUUUAUCUAGAAAUCCGUAUCCAUUUCAAACUUGAUAUUUCAGUUCAUCAAUCGGAAAAUGGGACAAUCGACUAAUCUUCAAAAAUCAAAAGGUACCAAACGACCUGCUGCCCAUUACUCGGAUAUUGAGUCCGAUGCUGCCACCUUAAAGUCCCAGAAAAUACAGAAUGAGCUAAUGGACGCAAUGCAUAACGUAAGGGAAACAACAUCUGCAUUCUUUAGGCUUUUAAAAGAUUUGCCACCGGGUCUAAGGAGGUUAAAGUCCACCAAGAUUAUAUGCUACGCAACGAUGAAGCUUUUGGGGUUGUCACAAGCUCAACCAAAAAAUGGAAAGGAAGUAGAUCUUGUCUCAAUGCUGAGGCAGGCACUGAAGGAUGAGAAGUUUGAUUGCCCAGAAUGGAUUGAGGCCAUGGAAUGCAUAGUGGAGACCAUAGAACGCAAAUCUGAAUUCAUACGGAACUUUCACAUGCCAAAGGAUGAGGUUCCUGAGCCUGAGGGCGGGAGAGUUGGGGAUGAUGACGUUGUGGCUACAAAUGCUAUUGAGGCUGAACAAGAUGUUCCUGAGGCUGAUAAUCAUGAGGUUGUUCCUUAGUUUAGUUCCAUCCAAUGAUCGUUUUGGUAAAGGAGAAACAUUGGAGGUGAAUGAAGAACAAGAACAGAAUAUUUUGGAUCCAUUAUAAAGAUGACCAGUAUUGUAUGCUUUUGCUUAUUAUAUUGCAAUCAUACACUGAUUAACUUGUUUAACUCAUGCCAUUUUCAAUGUUUUAGACUCUAUCCACUAUCUGCUUUUGUGGAGACACUUUUCUUAUUAGUGUAUCUAAUAGUAGUAUUUUUAUUACUAAAA